Ixodes scapularis (black-legged tick) is the source of this 533-nucleotide messenger RNA. RefSeq names its product anaphase-promoting complex subunit 13. Gene Ontology annotation, biological process: protein K11-linked ubiquitination. The record is from RefSeq and is a predicted model, not a curated record. Gene Ontology annotation, cellular component: anaphase-promoting complex. The transcript has a single exon. NCBI's taxonomy places the organism in Eukaryota, Metazoa, Arthropoda, Arachnida, Ixodida, Ixodidae. The coding region runs from base 224 to 451 and encodes 75 amino acids.
UCUAGUCUACACACAGUCGCCACCACAGGUCGCCACAGUCACCAAAGUCCACAGUGGUGGCACGUUCCUGCGCCUCGCAGGUCUGCACCACGUCUGCGCGCGUUUAAGUACUUUUACGGGACCUUCAUCUGCGGCCACUUACCGCUUGCAGCACUUUUUACUGCAGCUCUCGCGACCUUCGAACGACGUGCGUGACAGAAAUAGCGUACAUGUGGCUGUGACAAUGGACAGUGACGUGAUUCGUGACGGCCGACUGAUUGACAUCGUCGACGACAAGUGGCGCGAAGACAAGCUGCCCGACGAAGACAUCGCUGUGCCGCUCAUGGAGCUCCCCGAUCCGGAACCGGACAACAGCAAUAUCCACGAAACCUUGCGGGAACAAGAGCAGAAGUGGACGGACUUGGCCAUGAGUCGCCUGCAUGAACCGCUGCCGUCCAACAACGCCAACUAGGAACUGCCCCGUUUUCUCAGCAUUAUUUGGGCCCCAGUUGAGCAUUCCUCGUAUCUUUAUUUAAUAAAAUAAGAAGAAUGUA